Trypanosoma cruzi is the source of this 954-nucleotide messenger RNA. RefSeq lists its product as uncharacterized. The coding region runs from base 1 to 954 and encodes 317 amino acids. The transcript has a single exon. The record is from RefSeq and is a predicted model, not a curated record. NCBI's taxonomy places the organism in Eukaryota, Euglenozoa, Kinetoplastea, Trypanosomatida, Trypanosomatidae.
AUGCAAUCUUUAAGCUGCUCCUCCUUUUACAUGAAGAUGCGCCAGACAUAUGCCCCCGUGGCGUCGCAACGGCGCCCUGAGUUGAUGAGGGCCUCACCGCCCUUAACACGGGAAGCCGGCAUCAAUUCUAUAGAGAUAUUUGGGUCGCCACUGGAGAUGAUGACACCGUCGCCAUCAUUCCGCGGCCCAUCCGCGGAGGGGCACAGUAGCGCGGGCGCAAUUGCGGAAAUCCAACGGAAACUGACUGCUAUCCAGAGGAAAAACGGCAAGCCGCAGUACCAACAACAAAAUGAUCGAAAGGAAGAGCAGCAGCAGAAGCAACAGAAGCAGCAACAGGACGCUUCUUAUUCUAACGCAUUAUUUGACCCGGAAAAGGGUGGCAACCCCAUAAAAGGGAUAAGCACGGCGUUGGAGCAAGAGGUGGACUCGUUAUCUCCCGUGCUAUCGUCUCCGUCUUCACGUUUCUCCAAUGAAAACGAUUUUUCCAAGAAGCAGCCCUCAAUGCCUUUAUCGCCUCCGGUCCCAGGGCACAAGGGGACAGGUGAAGACGAGAUGUUGACGCCACAGGAGAUGGCCUUUUUGCGUGUCGUCGAGUUUGCCGUUCCUGUUUCUGUGCACGCGCAGCUGGAGCCCGGGGCCACUCUUGUUAAGUUGUGCGACAAAGUGACAGUGAAGCUGUUUCCUUCUCAUUUGGUCCUUAUUCGUCCGGACGGCGUCGCGGCUGUUGAGUUGGUUAUUGAGGAGCUCUGCGAGCUGAACGAGGACGAGGGCGCAUGCGCACUGGACUGCAUUGUUCAGGCGAGGGGCACAACGCGUCGGCGGCUUAUUCGUGUCAUCUGCACAGACGCGAUUGCACGUGGCGCACUUUUCAAACUCCUAUGUGCGAGGCGAACACAGUUGGAAGACUCUGGGCGGCUGGGCGAACGCACUUGCGGGUCCGUUGGGAGAAGCUGA